Molecule: messenger RNA, 836 nt
Organism: Stylophora pistillata
Lineage: Eukaryota; Metazoa; Cnidaria; Anthozoa; Scleractinia; Pocilloporidae
Source: RefSeq, a predicted model, not a curated record
AGGGAGAUAACUGCCCCAAGUCAAAGACUGUGGAACUCAACCCGUUUCGCCCAAAGUCCUGCAUUGAGUAUUAUAUUCCCGGUAAGACAACAUGUGGUAUUUACCGCCUCUAUGACCACUAUGGCUAUAGCUAUCCAGUCUACUGUGACUUCACGUCCGAGCCUGGUACUGCGUGGACCCUGGUGAUGUCCUACAGUCAAAAGUUUAGGGGUCUGUCCCAGUUCACCAAGACUCCGUUUAAGUUUGACGCUCCAGUCAACGAAAAUGCUCAAAACUGGAAUGUCUACCGCCUGAGUCUCCGUCGAAUAAAGUCUCUUGCAGCUCACUCUACUCAUUGGCGAGCAACCUGCAGCUACCCAAGCCAUGGCGUCGAUUUCACAGACUACGUUCGAGGCAACUUUAGGGAUUUCAACAUCAUCGACUUUCUUGGGAGUGGCAAGUGCAAGAAGGUGGAGUACGUCAACAUCCGCGGGCACUUCGGCGUACAUACGACAGCCAAAUUCUGGCAGGUGGCAGGUGCUUUAUCCUUGCACAUCGACAGUAGCGCUGCUGGUUGCGAUUUUAAUCCAACGGCUGGCGCAUUGGUAAGUGAAGACAACUUUGGGUUCUAUGCAGUCACCAACCACAAGUUCCGCUGCACUGGAGGAGAAGGUUCGACUACUCAGUGGUGGUUCGGUUCCCAUCUGUAAACAUCCACUCAGGCAAUUGAGAUAGGAAGCUAUGGCUUUCAUCAUUUAAGUUUUGUGAUCUUGUGACACUGAUUUAGAAAAUAGAAUUGACAUAUUCUUUAAUAAGCGAUUAAAUGUAUGAAAACAAUAAAGGUAAAUCUUAUUAUC